Messenger RNA from Cyprinodon variegatus (sheepshead minnow), 1950 nucleotides. Its product is annotated as putative all-trans-retinol 13,14-reductase. The transcript is spliced from 11 exons. Gene Ontology annotation, biological process: small GTPase-mediated signal transduction. Gene Ontology annotation, molecular function: all-trans-retinol 13,14-reductase activity; GDP-dissociation inhibitor activity. The coding region runs from base 55 to 1884 and encodes 609 amino acids. Lineage: Eukaryota; Metazoa; Chordata; Actinopteri; Cyprinodontiformes; Cyprinodontidae. The record is from RefSeq and is a predicted model, not a curated record.
GGAAAACAACAGCGCAGUUUGUUUAAUUAACGCAUUAAAGAUAAGUUUGACGCAAUGUUGAUUUUAUUUAUAGUUUGCGUUUUUUCAGUCCUAUUAAUACUUAAAUAUGUCUUCGGUGGUUCAGAGCCGAACCCUUUUGGGAAGGACUGCCGAGAACCGCUGAAAGAGAAAGUUUACGACAAGAAAGAGAAAAAUAAAGUGUUGAAGCAAGGUUUCCUGGCCGGUAAGGUACCAGACAACCUGGAUGCAGUGAUCAUUGGCAGUGGUGUGGGUGGACUCGGGCUGGCUGUGCUGCUGGCCAAAGUUGGAAAGAAGGUUCUGGUUCUGGAGCAGCAUGAUCGGGCUGGGGGAUGCUGCCACACGUUCACAGAGAAGGGCUUUGAGUUUGAUGUCGGAAUCCACUACGUCGGUGAACUGUCGGAACACACUCCUCUCCGCUGCAUGCUGGACCAGAUGACCAAUGGGCAGCUGGAGUGGGAGCCUCUGGAGGACGCAUACGACCACGUCAUUCUGGGACCUCCUGAAAACCGGCGCUCCUACCCCAUCUACAGCGGCAGCGCUCGCUUCCCUGCGGAGCUAAAGAGGCGUUUUCCUGGAGAGGAGAAUGCCAUUGAUGAGUUCAUGAGGCUGGUGAAGAAAACUGAGUUUGGCGCAUGGCUCCUUGCUGUGCUCAAACUCUGCCCCUUACCUUUGGCUAAGUUUGUGAUCCACACCGGCCUCGCCAAACAUCUCUCUUUCUUCUUUAAAAUGGCGCCACGCAGCCUGACAGAGGUGGUCAAUGGGCUGACUGAGAACAAGGAGCUGAGGGCUGUUUUUACCUACAUCUUUGGCACCUAUGGUAAAAGGCCAAAAGAUGCCAGCUUCGCCAUGCACAGUAUACUGAUCACUCACUACCUAAGCGGCGCCUGGUAUCCAAAGGGUGGCAGCAGUGAGAUCGCCUACCACAUGAUCCCAAUCAUUGAAAAGGCAGGGGGCGCUGUUCUGGUUCGAGCUCCAGUCAACCGUAUCUUGUUCAACAAUAAGAACGAAACUUGUGGUGUGAGCGUGUUAAAAGGUCAGGAGGAGGUGCAUGUUCAUGCACCUAUGGUCAUUUCUAAUGCUGGUAUCUUCAAUACCUACGAAAAGCUACUGCCUAAGGAGCUCCGGGCCAUGCCAGACGUCCAGAAGCAGCUCAGUAUGGUGAAGCACGGUGAAGGAGGACUGAGCAUCUUUGUGGGUUUAAAUGGAACCAAGGAGGAGCUGGGCCUGAAAGCCAAAAACUACUGGAUCUUUGCUGAAAACAAUUUUGAUGAACUGAUGGAUAAAUAUAUGAAUGAAGGGAGGGAAGAGGCUUCUAAAAAAAUCCCUCUGCUGUUUGUUGGCUCCCCUUCAGCCAAAGAUCCAUCAUGGGAGGAGAGAUCGCCAGGGAAGUCGACUUUGAGCCUGGUCAGUUUUGCCAAAUACUCCUGGUUCGAGGAGUGGAAGGACGGCAAAGUGACAAACAGAGGAGACGAUUACAAAGAGCUGAAACAGGCGUUCAUUGACUCCGCCCUGAAUGUGGUGAUGGACGUUUUUCCCAAGAUCACUAGAGACAAGAUUGAGUACAUUGAUGCUGGAACCCCCAUCACUAACACACACUACAUUGGAGCCCCUGAAGGAGAGUUCUACGGAGUGGACCACGGCAUGAGCCGGUUCAGCCCUGAAGUCAGCGCUGCAAUAAGACCUCAGACUCCUCUGAAGAACCUGUACCUGACAGGUCAGGAUGUGUUUUUGUGCGGUUUCACCGGCGCCCUUCUCGGAGCUAUUACCUGUGGCUCGGUUAUUCUCAACCGCAACCUUCAUGUGGAUAGCUUCCUCCUGGCAAUGAAGACAAAAUAUAUUAACAAGAAGCUAAAAGACAAGUAGCUGAUUUUGUUUACUGAAAUCCAAAAUACUGUAACACCACAGCAUAUGAUGCAGAACUAAAUGGGC